This is a messenger RNA of Moneuplotes crassus, 996 nucleotides long. Lineage: Eukaryota; Ciliophora; Spirotrichea; Euplotida; Euplotidae. The record is from the annotation of a GenBank genome assembly.
AUUGUUUAGAGAAAUGGAAUCUACCGGAUUAGAGGAGUCAUUUAAGGACUUAAUGAGUUUUGAUAGAGAUUUAGGAAAUUUGGAGCAGGAAGAUGAUGAAGGGAGUGAAUUGGAGAGUUUCAAAUGUCUUGAAUGAAAUAUUGGCUUCACGAUCCCUAAAGAACAAGAAGCCUGCCCACGUUGAUUAGGAAACAAUAUUGAAAAAAUCAACCGAGAUAUUGUUUUUUCUCAUUCAAAGCCAGUAGAGGGAAUACAUAUUGACUAUAAUAGUCCUUCAGACUCAACUUCAUCUAGAAUAGCAGACCAAAGAAGACUGCAAGCUCUAAGUAGAAGGGAAGAAGUUCAAAGAAAAAUGAAAGAGGUUCAAAAAGAAAUGCGAACAAUUCAAAAAGAAAGGGGAGAAAUUCAAAGAAAAAGGGAAGAAGUUCAAAGAGAAAUGCAAAAAGUUGAAAAAGAAAGGGAAGAGGCUCAAAGAAAAAGGUGAGAGAUUCAAAGAACAAGACAGGAAGUUCAAAGAAAAAGAGAAGAAAAUCAAAGAAUAAUGGAAGAAAAUCAAAGAAUAAUGGAAGAAAAUCAAAGAAUAAUGGAAGAAAAUCAAAGAAUAAUGGAAGAAAAUCACAGAAUAAGGGAAGAAAAUCAUAGAAUAAUGGAAAUAAAUAGAACAAGAAGAUUAGAAGACAUGAAAAGGCAAACAGAAGAAGCUGAAACAAUUCAAAGGUUCCCUCACACUGAAGCUACAAUGCCUAUCUCCAAAGUUACAUUAAAAGAGUUAAAUGAAAUAAGUAUUACUCCUGAUCAUUACGAUACUGAAGGAGGAAGGAUGGACCCUCCAAUAUGCACUAUCUGCUAUGAAAACAUGCUCACCAAAGCCAUAAAACUCCCCUGUAACCACCUCUUCCACUCAGCCUGCCUCUCAAUGCUCCUCUCCAGGCACACAACUUGCCCUCUCUGCCGUGAGCCCAUCCAGUAAAAAUUCUUCAAAUCAGUCAUAUUUCA